ACACACGCUCGUAGCGCUGCGUGGACAACUUUUUGAGACGAAAUAAAGCGUGAUGAUGACAGAAGAAAGCAGGGGCAAACGAAGGAAACAAGCCAACCCGAGGCGAAAUCGAGUAGAUGCUGAGCAGGUGAGUUCGCUGGGAUCCGAGGGGGAGGAUGAGGUCGGUCUGUGGAACCUGGAGCCCCAGGACUGCCAGGAGAGCCUGGACAAGACGAGCCUGACACCCAGCGAGGGGACGGAGGAGCCUGUCAGCCCUGCUCGUUCCACGCGGCUUCACAGCCUCAGCCCUGGCAGCAGGAAUUACUGGGGGCAGGUGGAGCAGGAGGCCGCAGAGGACCCCAGCAUAUCAUCUAACACUGACAGGGAGGGGGACCAGGACCCUUUGAGGAUGUACUGUAAUAUCUCAGACUCCCAGAAUGCCUUGGAAGACCUGGCCCACUAUGAAUUUCUGGCCCAGUUGAGGAAGGCCUCUACCUCAGCCAGCAUCUUGGACCAUCUGAACCACAACGGCACUGCAGCUGAGUACCAUCCGGGCAGCAGGCACGAUGAGCUGCCGCCCGCCAUCUGGUCACCUGGAGCUCAGCACAGCUCGCCUGAGAGCACAGAUGCAGGAAGAACACAGCAGGCCUGCCCGUUCUGCCACAGGAUGUUUCAGCGCGGAGCGUCUUUAAGGGACCACAUCAGGUACUGUCAGGACAGGGAGGGGGCCCACAUGGCCUGUCCGCUCUGUGGAUACACUGCCACCCAUAGGGCACAGAUGGAGCGGCACCUGGCACUUCACAACCAAUUGCAGGACAAGCAGAGUGCAAUGUGUUUGGAUCAAGCCAUGGAGACCAGGAAGUUUAAAUGUCUGCAGUGUGGGAAAGCUUUCAAGUACAAACACCACCUCAAGGAGCAUCUCCGUAUCCAUAGUGGUGAGAAACCGUACGAGUGCUCCAACUGCAAGAAACGAUUCUCCCACUCUGGAUCCUACAGCUCCCACUUAAGCAGCAAAAAGUGCCUGAAUGGAGGAGGGAACACAGGAGGAGCCAGUGGAGCGUUUAACGGACACAGCCAAAACUCCUUCCACCACUCAUUUCCUACAUCUCCCUCUGCAGGCGGGGGGAGAAACAGUAAUGACAAGGGCCCUCUGAUAGCAUCACAGACUCAAGAUAACAACAGAACUUUGGGUCGGAUGCAAAAAGAACCUCACCAGCGUUCCCUCCAGGACCCCAACCAUAACCACACAGGCUUCCCCGGAACAGCAGACCUGGCUCGGUUUGGGGAGCCAUCAGCAGAGCUCUCCCUGAGGGCCAGUAUACUAAAAGGGACCACCCUGCUGCCUUAUCUGCACACUGGGACCAAGUUUGAGCAGAUGCUGCAGGAGAUGCUUCACAGGAAGGUUAGGAAAGACGAGGAGUUGGAGAGAGGAAUGGAGGAAAGGAGGGCGAUUUACAACGGAGGAGGGCCGGACAGUAAGGUGUCUCCGGAGAGGAGAAGAGAGUCAGGUGAAGGAGAGAGUGGUGUGCUUGGUGUGACAUGCCGCUGGUGCUCCCAGCUUUUCCCCAAUGUGGCAGUGCUCCUGCAGCACGAGCGCUACCUCUGUAAGAUGAACCGAGAGGGAGUGGAGGUACCUGAGAGCCUUCACAGCAAAGACCUCUCCUCUCAGACUUUAUUUUUUCCCAGAUCUGCUCUCCAACCGGAGAACGGCAAACAAAGUGAAACAACAAACGGCCUCUCAGGGAACAAAUCACCCUUACAAAAGCCCAGCUGGCACUCCAUUCCGCAGCAGCUCCUAGUCGCAAUGCACUCCCCCUCUCAGCCUCUCCAUGAUGCCCGAGCAUUCUGGUCCAGCCAGGAAAAAAGAAGCCCUGGCCAACCAAUCAAUCGCUCUUCUGAGCUGUCAUCACCACAAGCCCGGAGGAGAGUUCCCUCUUCAGGAUUCGGUUCUCCAGUCUGCCUCGACCUCACCGGCUGUCAUCCUGAGCUGUCAUCUCCUCAACACCUUCUGUCUGCACAGAACGAACCUCUGGACCUCUCCCUGCCAAAGCAGCUCUCAGACCAGGACGGGGCGAACAAAACUGUUAACAGCAACUCAGCCAGAGGAGAGAAGAGAGAGCACAGCAGCCAGAAGCUUAUAAGAAUGAGUCCAACUUCACAUGUACACCUUCACCAUCAUCCCGUCUACAGCGGGGCUGGACCUCCUGUGUUUUCAGGUGCCUUAUACAACGGAUUUCCUAUUUUCCAGCAGUCUGGAUUAGGAAUUUCAGGGCAUGAUGGCACUACUGCGAUUCCAUUCAGUCAGCCAGCUAACAGCCCUGGGUUUCUCUCUACAAUGGCUUAUAUGAUGGAGGCAGACGCAGAGGCAGCACUGAAAAAGAUCCACCAGGAGAGACAAGUUCUUAUGGGUGAAGCGUUAAGCCGUGGAGCUCUGGACUACCUCUCUCUUAUGGAUGACGGUCUGGACGGGGAAGGAGGGCCGGGGAGAAAGAGACUGAAGAAGACAGACGAGGGGCUUUACGCAUGUGAUAUCUGUGAAAAAACCUUUCAGAAGAGCAGCUCUCUGCUCCGACACAAAUACGAGCACACAGGCAAGCGCCCUCAUGAGUGCAAAAUCUGCAACAAGGCCUUCAAGCACAAGCACCAUCUGAUUGAGCACAGCCGGCUGCACUCCGGAGAGAAACCCUACCAAUGUGACAAGUGUGGAAAACGCUUCUCUCACUCCGGCUCGUACUCGCAGCACAUGAACCACCGCUACGCCUACUGCAGCAAAGACCAGGACCCAGACCAGGACCCGGAGGAGAUGCCUCUCACCCCGGGGGCAGGAAACAGUCUGGGAGGACCCCUCUUUGAUGAGACCCCUCUGUCUAUGGAGGAAACCCAAACCCCGCACUCUUUUCUCAGCGAUUCUAGUCCGGAUGGAGCUGCGGAGCCACUCAAAGAGGAGGAGGAUGAAGGGGAGGAAGAAAAAGAGGCAGGAGUCAGUGACCACCGUCGUGUGGAAGACUCACAUUUGAGUGUGUCAGGGGCAGCAGAGGAGCUUGAUGGAAGCCCCAUCCAAGAUUCACCGAGGAUAGUGAACGGAGCACAACAAGAGGGAAAUAUUUACGAUGUGAGAAACCAUUCUGAGAAUACAAAGACAAAGUUGUGGGACAGAGAUUCUGCGGAGCAGAAUGGAGACUUGGAUCAAUUUGAACUAAGCCUGGAUAUAACAGAUUUACCCAGAAUAAAAACUUAAAGAAGGUGACUUCAACAUGCCCAUACAAUGCAUUUUAUAUAUUCUGUAUACACAGACAUUCUUAUCUCAUUUAGCAUCAGUUUGUACUCGAUUUACAACCAGAACAAUGCACAAAGCUUCCAAAGAAGAUGGCCUAAAGGGGAUGAAGCCAUACAAACCAAAUAUUUUGAUUAUAAAAAGUUCAGUAUUUUAUCACGAAAAAAAAGACUUGAUAUACCUACAGUGUUUGUUCGAUUUGUUUGUUCUUUUAAUUGUUUGUUGUGUUUGCCAAGAGAGCUGAAACAUUUGACUUGUUUGAGGUCCUGUGACAUUUCCAGAUGUGACAUUUCACUUAUCAUAUGCUUGCUGCUGCUGACUGUCGCACAAACUCUGAAGCAGAGGCUUUUGUUCUAUCACAUCCAGGAUUCAGUGGAUUAUAAAAAAGUUAUUUUAACAUACAAACUGUUCACAUGCAGGGAAAAGCAUCAGCUAAGAAACUAAGCCUGAGAAGAUACAAGUAUAUAAGGACUUUUAAUUAAAUGUGCUAUCAAAGUAAGAGGUUAAAUGUUACAAGUGCAGCCAGAUGUGCCUGAUGCCCGGUUAAUAUAUUGAUUCUUCCUAGUCAAUGUAAGAAAAAAAAGCAAUUUUCAUCAUCCUGUGGUAGUUUUUUGUACAAAUAUUUACAUCUUGUUUUUUUUAUUUACACAUCCAGCGAUUAUUUCAUCCCAAGCAAGUGAGGCUUCCAAAUAUAUGUAGGGGAUAUGAUGCCCUGACUUUUAACAUUCAAGCUGUGAAAUUACAAGGUACCAGCAGCUUUUAUCUUCAGGUUGAAGUAAUGCAAAGUGGCUUUAACUCUUCAGAAAUCUAUGUAGAAGUUAAGGCCAGGCAGUAAAAAAAAAAAGGAGGAACUGGAAGAGGGUUAACUUAUUUUUUUUAAAACAAAGAGCGGUUUUUAACUGUAUGCCUUGCCAGCAGAAUAGUCAUUUCUGCAUUUCUGUAUGUGAUGCCAAUAGUGGCAAAACAUGAAGUCAGUCUUUAGGGCUUUUUUUCCCUUUGAGCGAGCAAAUAAAUCUUGCACUGUGCCACUAUCUGUGCACCAAUCCCACACAGCUUCUUUAUUUAAUCUCAAGCUAAAAUAUCUCCUAUUUCUCGUAAUAACUUGCAUGUGCUUCGGCUUACUUUCACACCCCUGAAAAAAGAAUGUGUCACACAUUUGGACUGUCUGUUGAGGUGUGGUAUGAAGGUGAAAACUCAGGACACACACAUCAGCUUUUAACUUCCUCUUUCUGACUGCGGUGUAGUCAACAUGAAAAGUGCCUCAGAUACACUCACACACUGUGAGUCAUCCCACAAUGCCCUGGUACCACCAGAUAAGACGAUGCUGCAUGAGGUGUGACUAAGCUGUUAGCAUUUAUGCAUAGCGGGCACCAAAGAAACUUCAUAAUGUGUGGUUGUUCAACACCAAAGAUAUGCAUAUGUGACAUGCCAACUGCCUCUCCACUCUUGCAGAGUUCCUUACUUUUUAAUUCUGUCUUUAAAAAAAGGGUAAAAAAUGGUUUACUUUCACGUAGUGUCCUGCACAAUUUUUUAUACCUAGCAGAGUUUGCAAGUAGCUUUUGUAUUAACUUUUUAUGAGUAUUUUUGCAUGUUUGUGGAUAUUUGUAAUUAAAAUGUACAUACUUCGUCACCAUAA
Messenger RNA from Labrus bergylta (ballan wrasse), 4889 nucleotides. Its product is annotated as zinc finger E-box-binding homeobox 2-like. Lineage: Eukaryota; Metazoa; Chordata; Actinopteri; Labriformes; Labridae. Gene Ontology annotation, biological process: regulation of transcription by RNA polymerase II. The record is from RefSeq and is a predicted model, not a curated record. Gene Ontology annotation, molecular function: DNA-binding transcription factor activity, RNA polymerase II-specific; RNA polymerase II cis-regulatory region sequence-specific DNA binding.